Molecule: messenger RNA, 2559 nt
Organism: Astrephomene gubernaculifera
Lineage: Eukaryota; Viridiplantae; Chlorophyta; Chlorophyceae; Chlamydomonadales; Astrephomenaceae
Source: the annotation of a GenBank genome assembly
AAGUGAAGUCGCGAAAGUACAUAGGGUAGAACAUUAUCAAACAGAUUGUUGCCAGCACGUCUGAAUUCUCUUUUCAUCGUUCCUCGGCUAGCCCCGCUGACGGACGAGUUGCCACUGAUGGCUGCCAACAAAUGCAGCGCUGCCUCGGCGCCCCAAACAGGGAAUUAUAUGGCUCCACGAGGCCAAGCUGUGCAAAUGUCGCUCUCUAGCGCUGUGGCGCAUCUGAACAUGGUCUCUGCCGGUGUCAGCGUGGAGCCUGCGGAGUACAGCUGGGGCACUCCUUCCCUACUUCAACAACAAGCGCUUUACACCCAGUUUUUGCAGCUGGCAUUUAUGUGCACCCUACCCCAAAUGCAGUAUGCGCACCUUUCAGCGGUGCAAACUGGCCGCGCUGCUAUGUUUCCUGGCUUUAUGCCAUCCUGUACAGGUUACCUGCCGCCCAUGGUUCCCUCGUGCGCACCAAAUGCACCCUCACCAGCGCCUUGCUCGCCUCCUGCGCCGCAGGGCUCUGGGCAACAGGAAAAGGAGAGCGCUGCCCUCCCAGAAACGGCCAGCGGCAGGACUGGGAAGGUUGCGUCGCCGAGCAAGAAGGCAGCGCCAAAGACGAAGCCGGCGAAAUUUGCAUCUGGGGUUAAUACUUCCCUGGCGGCCCCAGCGGCUGGGUCGUCGAAGGCCGAGGCUGACAUGGAGCUGGAGGACAUCUGCCGCUUGCUUGGGGACGACGCAUUCUUGGAGCACCUUCAAGACGACGUCCUUUCCGAGGGCUCCAACGGCAGCUCGGCCACCAUGGACGGCCACGCGCUGUCUAAGAACAACAGCAACGGCAGCUUAUGCAUCAGCGGCGCUAUGCACAACAACGGCGAUGUCUUGUUUCCGGGCACCAACUUCGCCAGCACGUUCGACAUGGACAUGGACGAUGCUCCUUCUGCAACCACAGCUGCUGCCGCGCAAGAAACCGCAUGGAACACCGCGCCAUCGCAGUUGCCCGUCAAAGCGAGGUCGGGGGAUCUCAACAACAUGGUCGCCUCCUCUCCGGUCAACGGCAGGUCAACGCGUUCCAGCCGAUGCGUUGCUCGGGAAGCUACCACUGCGGGCAGGGAAUCUACGGCUGCCACCACAACCGGCACUGGCGCUGCGGUUACCAAGAUAACCCUCAAGGUCAAGGGCGGCGUGCAGAAGGCCUCAGCUUCAAAGUCCUCCAAGGCCCAGGUAUCUGCUGCGGUUGUUGCUUCUGCCGGCACCGCUGCUCCCGCUGCUGUGACGGACGCGGCCCCGGCGUCGCAGCCGGCUGCGGAGGAGUGCACGCUCUCAGCCGCCGACCUGUCCCGUCUCCUUGGGGAGGACGACAACCGGAUUCCCGAUGGCUGGGACCUGGACCUCGACUUUGAGAACCCCUUCUCCUGCUCCAUCAGCGCCUUCUGAGGAGGGAGACGACACACCCGGCCUGCCUGGCGCCCCUUCCAGCCCGUCCAUCUGUUGUUUGCUGGCUCAUGAGCGGACCUGUUGUGCCCUCGAGGUAGGACCGCCUGCGUUUCAAGAUCUGACGGGCCAGGCUCUGGCUCGGACGGCCGUGCCCGUCGGCGCACGCAAGUCGUUUGGGGCCUUUUCAGCAGCCGGCUGGACGGAGGAAGACUAGGGCAGCGUCGCGGGAAGGAGGAAGGGGGGGAAGGAGGAGGGGGGAAGGGGUUGGGCAACGGCGACCGGACUCUGGUUGUUGGACUCGGGACGUCGCCCGCCAGUCAGCUGGGUUGUGCAUGUCUUCGGCACAGUCCAUCGAAACUGCACGAACUCCCAUUGCCUUAACAACCCACGAGUUGCUACUACUAAUACUACUACUACUAUGGAAGCUACUACUUAGUAGGCCUGCCAAAUGGAAGCUUUUUGGCGGCGGCACGGCAAUCUGCUGGGCUAAUGGUACAUGCGCAUUCUGAUCGGGCUCUCGGACAUGCUGAUGAUGAUGGGCGGUUUUGUGAAUAAAGGCUAGUCGUUUUCUUAUUCUGCUGCCCUUAUUCCUUGUUCGCCGUCCGGCGCCUUACAAGUUAGCCAAUUGGCGGUGGGACAGAUGUGCUCGCAGUAUCGUUGCCAACCGCAGCGGUCCCUCGUCUGGAUAAUGUCCCAGCAGUUUUGUAGUAGCAGCUGCGUCACGGCGCCGUCCCUGCAUGCGCACCUCUGCUUUGGGACUGCGUGUGUGGCAUGCAGGGUGGUCGGUUGUAUGGAGCCCGCAUCGCUUGAUCGGUGUUGCGGCACGGUGGCACGGCGAUACUGCACCUAUUGGGGUCUGUGAUUCUUUACCGUCAUUAUUAAGGGCAACCGGUGUGGCUUUCCUCAUCUGGAGAGGUACCCUCGGUUGUGUCUGCUAGCAUUGCCAUGAGAGGAGGAGCGUUUGUGUUUUGGCGAGAGGGUGUUUGUGCAAGGAAGCCGUGAAACUGUAAGGGCGAGAGACGGUGAGCGGAGGGGUUGGUUGCUCUAUUCCUUCCAUAAGUGAAGGCUGUUUUGAGAAGAAUGACACUUUGAGAAGAAAAUGUAUGCUGAGUGUGGGCUGGUUAGGAUGGCGAAGGG